This is a messenger RNA of Acanthaster planci (crown-of-thorns starfish), 2375 nucleotides long. Its product is annotated as dimethylglycine dehydrogenase, mitochondrial-like. Gene Ontology annotation, cellular component: mitochondrion. Lineage: Eukaryota; Metazoa; Echinodermata; Asteroidea; Valvatida; Acanthasteridae. Gene Ontology annotation, molecular function: protein binding. The record is from RefSeq and is a predicted model, not a curated record.
CACACAUGGACAUCAGAUUAACAUUUCUUUUUACUUUUACCAUGAACACGUAGCAAGUGGGCUUCCACAAGCCAGGUACCAUACGUCUUAUCACUACGUCAGAUCGCAUGGAUGAAGCCAAGUACCAGAUGUCAAGAGCCGGCUGGCACAAAGCGACGCAAGAGCUGAUAGGGCCGGAGAGAGUGGCCGAACUCCACCCUCUACUGAACAUGGAUGGGAUAUUGGGUGGCUUGUACAAUCCAGGAGAUGGCCACAUUGACCCUUACUCUCUGACCCAAGCUUACGCCAUUGGAGCUCGUAAAUAUGGAGCCGAGAUCUACAUGCCAGCCAGCACACAGAGCCUCAAGCAGCGCAGUGAUGGAGGCUGGGAUGUAGAAACUGAGCAUGGCACACUGACUGCCAAGCGUGUUGUAAACGCUGCAGGAUUCUGGGCCACAGAUGUGGGUCGCAUGGCCGGCCUGGAGCUGCCCAUAAUAUCCAUCCAACACCAGUACAUCGUCACCUCCACAAUUCCCGAGGUACAGGCCCUCCCGCGAGAGGUGCCAGUCAUCCGGGACCUGGAGAACUCCUACUACCUCCGGCAGGAACGGUCAGGUUUAUUGAUUGGACCGUAUGAGAAAAGCCACAAGAUGAAACAGCAGGAUGACUGGUUGAGGGAUGGUGUGCCCCCGGGCUUUGGCAAAGAGUUGUUUGAGAGUGAUUUGGAUCGACUUAUGGAGCAUGUGGAAGGGGCCAUGCAGCGUGUUCCUGUCCUCCAGACUGCGGACAUUCAGAGCAUCGUUUGUGGACCCAUCACCUACACCCCUGACACUUUGGGGAUGAUUGGACCCUACCAGGGACUGAAGAACUUCUGGCUUGCCUGUGGCUCAAGUGGUGGCAUCAUCCAUGCUGGUGGCCUAGGCAAGUACAUCAGUGACUGGAUGAUUGACGGGGAGCCACCGUAUGAUCUGGUGGAGUUGGAUGCCAAUCGCUUCGGCAAUUGGACAAGCAGGGAGUACACGAGCGCUAAGGCACGUGAGAUGUACGGCAUGAACAAUGCCAUCACCUGGGCCCGUGAAGAGCGGUGGGCGGGCAGACCGACCAAACGCGUCAGUGGAAUAUAUGACAAGCUGAAAUCCCGAGGGGCCGAGUUCGGAUUUCAUUCAGGCUGGGAACAGCCCCACUGGUUUGCACUGGAUGGCGACGAGGCCGGGUACAAACCCAGUUUUCGUCGGUCCAACUGGUUUGAGCCGGUUGGGCGAGAGUACGAAAUGGUGAUGAAGCGAGCCGGGAUCAUCGACCUCAGCCCGUUUGCCAAGAUUGAGGUGACGGGAAAAGACGCUUACGGAUACCUGGACAGCCUGCUGGCCAACAAACUGCCGGCUGUUGGUCAAUGCGCCCUGUGCCAUAUGCUGUCACCCAAGGGAAAGGUCUACACUGAGGUUACAGUAAGCCGACUGGCAGAGAACAAGUUCCUGGUCAUCACAGGUUCUGGCGUAGAGUUCCAUGACCUAAGUUGGAUGGAAGAUUUUGCUUGGAAAGGCAACUACGAAGUCAGCUUAAACAACUUCACUGACAGCAUGGCCUGUCUCUGCCUGGCAGGGCCGUUGUCUCGAGACGUGCUGGCUCUCAUCACUGACGCCGACCUGACCAAUGAUGCAUUCGCCUUCAUGGACGUCAAGGAUAUCACUGUCGGCGAUGUGCCCGUCACUGCUGUCCGAAUCUCCUACACAGGCGAACUUGGCUGGGAGUUUUAUCACAAGGCGGAGGACACAGCCAAGCUCUACGAUGCUCUGCUUGAGGCAGGAAAGCCCUUGGGAGUUGGAGACUUUGGAUUAUACGCGAUGAACGCCAUGCGCAUCGAAAAGGGAUUUCGCAUGUUGGGACAAGAGAUGUCAAUGGACAAUAACCCAUUUGAAGCUGGGUUGGAUAUAUUCAUCAAACUCAAAAAGGAGGCCGACUUUGUUGGUAAGGCGGCCGUUCAGAAGAUGAAAGACGAGGGACUUCAGCGUAAACUGGUUCUGCUGACGGUGCCCAACACUGACAAUGUUGACCCUGAAGGCAACGAGACACUCUGGCUUAAUGGCAAGGUUGUCGGCAACACCACGUCAGGCUGUUACAGCUACCACCUCGGCCAGAGCAUCUGCUAUGCUUACCUGCCCAUGGAGCUGACGGCAGUUGGGACAGAGGUUGAAGUAGAGCUCUUGGGAAAGAGGUACCCCUCAACAGUGACCAAGGAGCCGCUGCUGCUCAAGGAGCAAGCCAGAAGGAGGCAGAAAUCCGAAUAAGAGGUGAGAGUGUUCAGCCAUCGGAUCAAUGCUUGCCAGUAUGCUUGAAAUACUUCGGAAUUUCACACCUCCCCUUCCACCGUUGAUACUUCGUCAGUUUGCUGCAGC